CUCCAAGUCUUGUUAAUGGGGCGGGGGUGGGGGAGAAGAAUAACUUGUCUACCUAAUACACACUGACAGUGAAUAAUAAUAUCUGAUAAUUAUAUAGUUGUAGAUAUUAAAUAGUUAUGAAUAUUGAUAUGCCUAUAGAAAAUGGUGUGGAUGAAUUCCCAUUCAGAUUUAUCAUGACCGCUAAAAUUUUAAAUGAUUUCUCUAACGACAAGAAAAAACACUUCAUUUAAAGAAGGCAAAAACACAAAACACUUGUCUUGAAAUAAAAUAAGUGAGAGGGACAUGAGAGAAGGAAUACGCAAGCGCUUACCUGAUCGCAGCAGUGUUAAGUAUGUCUGCGGGAUAUUCGGCUGGAUAAUAUUUUAUUUUAUUUACUUAUUGCUCGGUGGUAUAUGUAUGCUAUAUAUUGAAAGGGAUAACGAUUCACAACUCAAAUCUGAAAUUCGCAAAAAACUGCUUGAAGUUUUGAGUAAACAUAAUUUAACAGCUAAUAGUACGGCAACGAAGGAAAUUAUUAGUGCUGUUAUACAUGCUUCAGAUGCCGAUGCUAUAAAAAUAGAGAAUAUAAGCGAGGAUGUAGAUCCGUCAUGGAAUAUUGCAGUUGCUGUGUUUUUUUGUAGUACAAUCGUUACUACAAUAGGUUAUGGCAACUUGGUACCAGUUACCGCGAAUGGAAAGGUAUUUACCAUUCUCUACGCCAUUGUUGGUAUUCCAAUCACUGGUUUUGUUCUCGCGAGAAUAGGGGGUGCGUUACUCAAACUGAUUGAAAAAUGCGAUGCAUUCCUCGCCUCAUAUAUCAUUGCCGUCAUUGGAAAACUAGUAAAAGAGGAGAAAGUCAAGAUAUAUGUUCGCUUUACACAGUUAGGCAUAAUCGUGUUCAUUUUCGUUUGUUGUUUCUGGCUCAUUCCAGCUGCCAUUAUGACUAAAAUCGAAAAAUGGGAUUUUAUGACAGCCGUGUAUUUUUGCUUUAUCAGCAUUUCUACCAUUGGUUUGGGUGAUGUUGUGCCUGGGACAUCACGCACAUAUAUGAAAAGUUUUGGAUCGAAUGCAAAGGCGGUUACUAUACAGUUAACUGUGAUGCUGUACUUGCUCAUGGGGCUGGCUGCUUUAUCAAUCAUCUUAAAUUUAAUCGGUUCCGUUUUAAAAAUAAUUGCUGACUCGACAUUGAACACGGCGGGAAAUGUCGUUUCAAACAAUAGUAAAAAAAUUCUCAGCAUUGUGACAACAAAACCUUUCCGUAGCAACAAAGUGACGGCAAAAAAUGAAAAGGAUUUGACAGAAAAAACCGAUGUUAACUCCCCCUCAGACGUUUUAUACAAUGGUGAUGUAGAUGAACCUAACACUGAGUAUCCGGCAGACAUCUGCAACGACGAAAGAGAUCAUGUUGAAAAUAAGCGCGCGAGAAAUGUAAAAAAAUCAGUGUUUGAACGCAUUAUGGAAACUGACUUACUUCAAGGAAAUUCAGAGCUGCAAUUAAACAUUGCAGUGGAAGAAAACACGGACGAAGAAUACGUUGUAACAACAGUUCACGAAGAAAAAUUUUUUGUAGAAGUUGGCGUGCAGACUGUAGAACUAGCUUUGUAAGAACACUACACGAGAAAAACUGAGCACACAACGCACCUAUCCAGAAAUGCACAAUUUUGGUGCCAAACAAAAUUAUCGAUAUUUGGCAUGCAAUUCAGAAUAAACGCCAGUUCAGUUUAAAAAUUGAAUAUGCUUCGCAUCUGGCAUGUUAAAGUGUGGCAAAUUUAAAAAAAAUACAAGGCUAGUUGGCAAAACAACAUUUUCGUGUUUACGGCUAAUUUUAAAAAGACAAGGCUAGUUGCCAAGACAACAUUUUCGUGUUUACGGCUGAUUUUAAAAAGACAACCCUAGUUACCAAGACAACAUUUUCGUGUUUACGGCUUUACUAUUACAUAAUUACCUGGUCACAAGUACCAUACAUAGUAUAAAUAAUUUUAUGAGAGAA
Hydractinia symbiolongicarpus is the source of this 1969-nucleotide messenger RNA. RefSeq names its product potassium channel subfamily K member 6-like. Gene Ontology annotation, cellular component: membrane. Gene Ontology annotation, molecular function: potassium ion leak channel activity. Gene Ontology annotation, biological process: stabilization of membrane potential; potassium ion transmembrane transport. NCBI's taxonomy places the organism in Eukaryota, Metazoa, Cnidaria, Hydrozoa, Anthoathecata, Hydractiniidae. The record is from RefSeq and is a predicted model, not a curated record. The coding region runs from base 283 to 1584 and encodes 433 amino acids. The transcript is spliced from 3 exons.